This is a messenger RNA of Athene cunicularia (burrowing owl), 5494 nucleotides long. RefSeq names its product purine nucleoside phosphorylase (gene PNP). Gene Ontology annotation, biological process: nucleoside metabolic process. The record is from RefSeq and is a predicted model, not a curated record. The coding region runs from base 197 to 1138 and encodes 313 amino acids. The transcript has 6 exons. Gene Ontology annotation, molecular function: purine-nucleoside phosphorylase activity. Gene Ontology annotation, cellular component: cytoplasm. Lineage: Eukaryota; Metazoa; Chordata; Aves; Strigiformes; Strigidae.
CCCUCCUACUCGGGGAUUAGAGAUGCUCAGGGGAGAGCAGAGAGAAGCUGGGACACACCUCCCUGACUCACCACCAGACAGCAGCAGCUCCUGCAGGUUCGGUGGGCCUCUGCUCUUUGGUCAAAUAAAACCCUGAAGCUCCAUUUCCAGCAACCAUCCCCUUCUUUCGGUUAACCAGAGAGGAGGAGGAUGGCCUAUGCUGAGGAAGACAGGACUUUUAUCCUUUGAAGCUUGUUUCUGGAUGGUUGAUAGCCUCACUGACAUGUUCUCCUUCUGCAGAAAUAGCUACGAGGUGUAUAAGGAAACAGCAGAUUGGUUACUUGCCCACACUGUCCAGCGCCCAAAGACUGCCAUCAUCUGUGGAUCUGGACUGGGAGGUCUGGCCGACGUGUUGGAUAACAAGACAGUCUUCCUGUAUGAGGACAUCCCUCAUUUCCCACAGAGCACAGUUGCAGGGCAUCUUGGCAGAUUGGUGUUUGGGGAGCUGAACGGACAGCCCUGUGUUUGUAUGCAGGGACGUUUCCACUAUUACGAAGGAUAUUCUGUCAGCACGGUAACCUUUCCCAUCAGGGUCUUCUUUCUCCUGGGGGUGGAGAUCUUGAUUGUCACAAAUGCUGCUGGGGGACUGAAUCCCCACUUCCAAGUGGGUGACAUCAUGUUCAUUAGAGAUCACAUCAGCAUGUUUGGACUGGGAGGACAGAAUCCACUGCGGGGACCAAACGAUGAAAGGUUUGGAGUGAGAUUUCCCUGCAUGUCAGACGCUUAUGAACAAGAUCUGCUUAGCCUGGCGAUGGAGAGCGCACAGGAGCUGGGCUUCCUGAGCUUCACCCAGGAGGGAGUGUACUGCCUGCUGGCUGGUCCCUGCUAUGAAACCAUCGCCGAGUGCCGCCUGCUGCAGGCGCUGGGAGCGGAUGCUGUGGGCAUGAGCACUGUCCCAGAAGUAAUUGUAGCCAGGCAUUGUGGCCUCCGAGUCCUUGGGAUCUCCCUCAUCACCAACAAAGUAGUGAUGAGCUACAACAGUCAGGAGAAAGCCAACCAUGAGGAAGUGCUGCGCAUCUCAGUGGUCCGGGCUGAAGCCCUGCAGAAACUGGUCUCACACAUCCUUGGCAAGCUGGGGGAAAGCACAAACUCCCCAUGACCUCCUGACAUCUAUGAUUUAUAUUGUAACGUGUGAACACUAGCAAGUGCCAGGGGAGAGCCAGCAGUGAGACUGUCCCUUUGUGCUCUCCUGAUUUUGAACAGACCCUUUGAGUUUUGUCCCUGUGCUUUAGCUGGUCAGGUGCACAGGUUUGCUUUGAAUUUUCCCAGAAAGAUCCCCGUGUUGACACCCAGUGACAAAAACAGCUUUCAGGCACUUAAACGGGGUCUGACCUCUGGCAGAUUCCCAAACCCUUAUGUCAGCAGUGAGCCCCUGGGUACUGUGAACUCCAACUCCCCCUUGCUCUGCUGCAGAGCCUCUCCCCCAUUGCACGGAGCCCCUAGGCCAUGAGCCAGCUCCAGAGCUGCUCGCAAGGGUUGGUGCCUGCUGGGCAUGCUUCAGUAGGGCCUGAUCUGAAGGCAGUGGAAAGCCACAAAAAGCCGUGUCUGAAGCUACAAAAAGUUUUGGGUGAGGAACUGGAUACAUAAAAUGGGCUAGGCUAAAGAUGAGAUCUGUCUGGAACAAGCAAUGCUGCAGAGCAGGUGAAUUGCAAUUGAUUAUACAGCUUGGAAAACCACUGCAUCCCCAUGCAUGGGGUUGUGUUCCCUUCCCAUCCCAGAAGGUGUCUCCAGAAAGCCCUCUCUUUGCUUAUUUCUUGGCUCUUUAUGACCAGCUGCAGAGUCAGUAGCUGUUUCCCAGAAUGCAGCAUGCCCCCAGCACCCCUUCACACCUCUCCACUCUCUUUCCAGCUUUGAAUCACUGUUGCCCUAUUUAACAAGGGGUCAAAGUGCAGCUCAGAGACAUGACUUGUCUGUGCACACUGUAAAAGUGGCCAAGCUGGAAACAGGAUCCAGUCCAGCUAUGCCUCAUUUUGUUCCUUCUGUUUCUGGAUGUCUGAGAUCAGCCACUUGCACUGGAGACCUUUUGGUGUCCCGAGACAGAGAUCAGUUUGAUCCAUUGUUUCACACCAGCUUUGCUCUGCUGCAGGCACUGCAGCAGAUGUUGGAGCACCAAUGGUUUGUGGAGUUUAGUGAAGUGAAAUUACAGUGGAAAUUAUUUUAGAAUAGGUAUGAUAUUUUUCUGACUUCCCUGGUUCUCUUACAUGAAGAAAUUGAGCUGCAGUGAGUAAAAAACAAAGAGGAGAGGUCACCAUGCUCUCUUUUACCUGAUGGUCUAUCAAGGAAGGGUGAAUAUUCACCACAAUGGUGCAUUAUUCAUUGUUCCCCAAAGGUCAAGCUGAGCUAUGGAUGCAGCUGCAUGUGAAACAGUGCCUGUAAUUAUUAGGUAACCUUUUUCCCUUCAUUUAUCUUGGAGUUCUCUAUAAAGCCCAUCACUGUCAUACCUAAAUGCUUUCGGUUGACACAGUGGUCUGAACUGAAGACAUCCAACAGCUCAUGGAGAGCUCCCAAUCUGCCUUCCUAAAUUUAGCUGAUCAGUUGUUUACCAUUGACACUCGCCUUCCAUCGCAGCAUUCAGCCUUCCAUGACUUUUCUUCAGCUGUGGGCAAAAAAUGACAUUAUAGCCUGGUGAUUUUUUUCUGGAUGGGAAAAACAUCAUCCAUUCAUGCAUCAGCCCUUCAUGCUGCAAUUACUGGUGUCACCUGCUGUAUUAAUGGUGCAGAUGUUGCCACCAGGAGGAACAGAGUUGUGCCAUGCAUGUUUACCACAAAACGGUAGCCCUUCAGGUGUAAGCCACCUUGGGGUGGCCAUCCUGUCCCCUUCUCUUCUCCUGGGAAGGAAUACCUGUGGUCAUCCUGGCAAAUAUCUGCCUAGCCUGGUCUUGAGAACUUCUUGAGUGGAAGGAUUCGUUGCCUGUGCUCUACCCGCGAAGUAACUUGUUCAGCAGAUCCUGGCACUUGGAGGAGCCCUCUGAGACAGCAGCUCUUUCCAUUUGGUGGGUUUGACUCAACACAGCUUUAGGGACCCGCUCUGAUGGUAAUAUGCAAAAGGGAAAGAGACUCCAGCUCCUCCUUCCUGUUGCCUUUUCAGGUCUAGGAGGAGUCAAGUGCUUAUCAACAGUGGCAGCAAAAGCAGUGGAAUAUGAAAAGUGGCAGAUGUUCAGAGCAAGAAGGAACCACUUUUACCUGCUCCCUUUUCAGACUUGUCCCAGUAUGGGCUUGUUACAGGGCAGGGAGAGAGCAGAUAAUUUCCCCUGCCUAGAAAAUGGCGCUUCACAUUCAGCUAAUUAAUACUUGGUAAAUACAAAGUCUCUCAAGUGUGAGUGGAAGACAGCUGUGCAGCUAGCUGUAGCUAGAGAGCAGCCAGAGUAACUAAGGCUGGGAUUUCAGCAGACUCCAUUAAUUAAUCAGAGUCAGGCUUGACUGCAGUGUGAAGAGAAGCAUCCAAAAAAACUGCUGUUGUGCUGGUACUUCUCAAGCCAGGCUUCAGAUGAUGAGGAGCUUGGCAGCAGCACCUGCUUCCAGUAGGCUGGGUCUGCUCCUCUCUCCAGCUGUGCCAGAGGCAGAGCGUGAAACCCAUACCAUGCACUUGUGUCUGAAUACAACUUCAAUACAACAUAAAAUUUCAUUGGAAAAUCACUGUGCAACUAAAUAUUUGGCAAAUUAUGUCCAUUUUAAAAUAAAUAUUUCCUAAAUAGCAUUUGAGCCCUUAAACAGCUAGAGGCUCUUCUUUUUGCUGUCCAAGGGCUGACUUGGAUGGCUCAAACUCUGCAUGAACACCCUGAUUUUUAUCCCUGUGAACGCAAGAAGGAAGAUGCCCUGGUCACUUUAGAAAGGAUCUUGCUCAUGCUUUGGGAGAGAGAAGCGGAAUACAAUUAAGGAGUAGGUUCAUCUGGUUUUGGAGAUGCUUUUAUUCCUUUUUUUUUUUUUUUCUUCACUGCUGCUGAGUUUCAAAAGUCUGAAAUACAGUGAUGCAAGGGGAAGAAUGUGUGGGGAAGAAACUGGGAAGAAAUAAACCCUGUUGUGAUCUUGAAAACAGUGGUUUUGUUUGCUGUGCCAAUACCACGGGUUAGAAAGGAAGGAGUGGCUUAGCUGUACACCCUGCAUCCGACCCCCCCCAGGCUGGAGGACAGCCCUGGGGUACCAGAGCACCAGCACUUAAAGCUCAGGAUAAUCAGGACCAACAUUUGCCCAGCACUUUGCACUGGUAUUUCUUACUGAUCCCACUGGGCUGAGGAAUUCUCGGAAAAAAUACCAAAAACCAAAGGACCUCAACUACCUCUUGAGCAGCUGACAGGUAUGAUGGGCUGUGGUGGUGCCAGUGCAGCAAGUCAUCUGUGCUGGAAGCAGGACGUGGUUUCCUUGAUGCUGUGCCUUUUAUUUAGUGCACUUAGAGCUUUCCAGCAACAUCCAUGGCUGAAAGGAGUAGAUUGUAAGGCAACCACAGCUUUCUUUCAUUCCUAUGUUUUGCUACUUACCUGUGUCUGAAUUCAGGCUGCUAUAGCCAUAGGGAUAAGCUGGCAGAUGCAUGAAAAAAUAAAAAAUCUUCACAGUGGAAGAAGAACCCCAAAUUGCAUGACUGAUCCUGGAUUUUUCAGUGCUAUGAUUAGCAAUCAGCUCAGGUGCUGCCUGCCUAGUGAAUGCCACCAGCACAGGCUGUCCCAUGCUGCUGCACCUGUGGCAGGGGACUGGUGGAAGACCUGUGCUGGUGCAGGGCAGAGCUGCACAGCUCUCUCAGCCCUUUACUCUCUCUCAGCCAUGGUUUCAUGAGCUGAUCUGGCCCAUCCUUUGUGCCAGCCCUUUCCUUUUCCUUGCUCAUCAGUCCAGAGAAAACUUUCCAGGUCAUGGGAUCCUGCUGCUCCAGCCCCUUGGAGAUUAAGACUUUAUAUUGAUGCCCUCAUGUGUGAUUCAUAUAAAAGCCUGAUGUCAAGGGGAGAAAUCUCUGAUACAACCUUUGCCUGGACCAUAUCAUGAGUUUUUAAGUGGAGAUCUCUGCUGUUAUCUGAGAAACAGCCAUGCAACCUCACCAAAAAUAUCUGAUUGUGUGAUCCAUCCUGUUUCCUUUGCAAGGCUUGGUUUCCCAGACUCUUCUUUUACAUGAGAUUUGCUGUUUGCACUCUUUUCUACAUAAAAGGAAAGCAGAAAACUUUUUUAGAAAUGUUCUGUCUUUCUCAGCUCAGCAGCCGAACGUAUGCUUUGCCUUCAAGUUAUCAAAAUUCCCUUAGAUGUUUCUCUUUACUGAAAACCUGCAGUUGAAUUAAGGGGUUUCUGCUGUAGUGGUGAGUUGGAUUUUUUUUUUCCAAAAGCUUUAAGUCUUCACUGCAAGGAUUUCAUAUGCUGAAAAGAAUUAAACUCUUCCCUGCCACACUGAGUAUGUGGAGCAAGGGGGAGCGAUGUGAUGCGGGUCAUGGCAGUGGGCUGAUCUCAAUUUGUUGCUGAAUUAAAGCCUGACUCUGUAA